This is a messenger RNA of Auxenochlorella protothecoides, 1359 nucleotides long. Its product is annotated as OTU domain-containing protein. Gene Ontology annotation, molecular function: protein binding; cysteine-type deubiquitinase activity. The transcript has 3 exons. Gene Ontology annotation, biological process: protein deubiquitination. NCBI's taxonomy places the organism in Eukaryota, Viridiplantae, Chlorophyta, Trebouxiophyceae, Chlorellales, Chlorellaceae. Bases 1 to 1359 code for a protein of 452 amino acids. The record is from RefSeq and is a predicted model, not a curated record.
AUGAAUCGACCUGCUCAACAUUACAUAAUAAAAUCAGGUUCCGCCGUGGUUGUAGCCCUGGACGAUGACAGCCAGGCCCAGCACGCUGCACUGAGGGAGACGGAGGCAGAGACGCGAGCCGUCCUCUCCGGGUCCAAGCGUGGGCAUGGGGAGGUCGACGCCGCGCCCGAGUCCCAACCGGUCCCCAAGACGGAGGCCGAUUACAGGACGGCCGUGAUGCAGGCAGCAGCAGCGCUCGAGAAGUCGGCAGGGUCAGUCGCUCCAGAGCCAGAGGCUCCCCAGCGUGGCGCCGGCGACUGGCAGCACUACCAGCCCCCCAGCGCUGUGCUACAGGCCGUCAAGGAGGCCAAGACCGCCCGCGCUCUCCCCCCUGCGCUGGCCGCUCGGCUGGCGGCCCGCGGCAUCGUGCAGCGGAAGGAUGACACAGGGGGCCCCGCCACGAGCAGCACCGCGCCUGCCGCCGCCGCAGGUGCAGCAGGGGCCGCGCCGGGCGGCGGGCCGGUGUCGAGCCUGCCGCCGGGCUGGUACAGCGCCGUGGACGCCACUUACAACACCGUCUACUACUACAACCUGGGCACGGGGGAGCGCAGCUGGGAGAGGCCGGCGGUCCGGCCCCGGCUGCCGCCGGGGUGGGAGGAGGCGCGCGACCCCACCUCCGGAAAGGUGUACUACUUCAAUGCUGCGGCGGGGCUAACGCAGUGGGAGCACCCGGGCACGGCGGGAGCAGUGGCACAGGCGAGCACCGGCGCAGGCCCGCAGCAGCUCGUUCCCCAAAUCAACAGCUACCAGCCCGGCCAGGGCAGGCAGCCCCUCGACCCCACCUCUGCUGGGAGGCACAGGCUGCAGCUCCGCCUCGACCUGUUUGGCCUCUCUGAGCGCCCUGUGGUGGGCGACGGCGCCUGCCAGUUCAGGGCCCUCGCAGACCAGUUGUACGGGUCCCAGGAUGCGCAUGCGCUGGUGCGGGAGUCGGUGGUAGCCCAGCUGCGCCGCCAGCCGGGGAUGUACCAGGAGUAUGUGCCGCAGGAGUACCGCGGGUACUGCGAUGACAUGGCCCAGCCCCAGGCCUGGGGCGACCAUGUGACCCUGCAGGCCGCCGCCGACUGCCUGGGCCUGCGCAUCGCACUGGUCACUUCCUUCCCGGACACCGCCUUUCUUGAGAUCGCGCCGCGGGGGGUUUUGAGGAGCUCGCGCGUGCUGUGGCUCAGCUUCUGGGCGGAGGUGCACUACAACAGCAUCUACCCCAAGGGGGAGGCCCCCGCGCUGUUCAUGGGCCCCAGUGCUAUGCCGAUGUCCCAGCCAGGAAGGUCACAGGCAAAGUUCCUGGGCAGCAAGAGGCUCCACCACCUGCUGAUAGGCUGA